GUGAGUGUGUCAUCUUUGUGAAGCUAACCGGAAAUACAGUGGCGUCGUCUGUGUUGUUGUCGCUGACUCGCAUUUUUUUCCCUUCUACUUGGUCUUUAAAUGAUUAUAUUUAUACAAAGGCGACCAGUCGGUGAUUAGUUUGAUUUUUUUCUUUCAUUUUGACCUGGUUGACGACGACAAAUAUCUGUAUUGUUCUCUGAAAGCAGGUUUUAUUAGUGAGUGUUCUGUUCAACAACAACACUCCAUUUAAAUCUCGCAUAAGCGGUCGAGUCGUCGACCUUUGGACUGUGCUCGACAUGGCCGGCAAGAAGAUAUAUGUUAGCAUCGUGUAUGCGAGCUUCGGCAGCCUGUUUGGGCUUUCUGCCUUCCUGGUGUGGAACAUAGUUUAUCGGCAGCCAUGGACGGCCAGCAUGGGAGGCCUCUCAGGCGUGUUGGCGCUGUGGGCGCUGGUCACCCACGUCAUGUACCUGCAGGACUACUGGCGCACGUGGCUCAAAGGCCUCAAGCUCUUCAUCGGCGUGGGCGCGCUCUUCUGCGUGCUCGCCGUCACCGCCUUCAUCACCUUUCUGACGCUGGCCAUCCAGCAGAAGCAAUCCGUGAGCGACCCCAGGAGUCUGUACCUGUCGUGCGUGUGGAGCUUCAUGACCCUCAAGUGGUCCGCCCUCCUGGUCUUCUACUCGCACCGUUACCGCCAGGAGUUCGCCGACAUCAGCAUCCUCAGCGACUUCUAGCCACUCCCCGUAGACUUCCGACAUUUUAGGACCCAAGGGAGGACUCGUCCGCACAAGGUACUCGUCCCGACUUCGACCACCAGGAGGCGCUCUCGCUUCACUCGUACUUCCACACAACCUGAAGAAGGCCGGACUUAUUUACUUAUCCCCCCCUUCCCCCGCGUUCUUCUUGAAAAAGGAAGUCAUCCCGCAGCUUUUCUAUUUUAGGAAAAGUUGCGCAAAUUUCUGAUAAUUAUCCGAUGCUAAAUGCUUAAAUGUUGGUUUCUGUGUGAAAGGCAAUCGUGCACAACUGCCAGGUUUUCUGUAAUGAUGCACCAAUUUAUCGGGAUGUCUUUGUGGGGAAAAAAGCAGUGACCGUUUUAUACGACAAAGGCGUUUUUGUCCGUUAUCUUUUCUUUUUCUUUACCUCAACUCCGAAACUAGAAGACAGGGACUUCAAUUUUCAAUUAAGGAAUUUCCGCAUACGUCACCGACUUAACGGAAAAAUUUUUUUCGGAACGUACCACUAGCUUCUGCUCUCUUGCACUCCAUUAAGUUUGUGGACGCAACACCGUGUUGCGUCAUUUUCAAGCCUAAAAACACAUCGUGAAAAUGACCUUGUUAUAAAUUUCAGUGUCGGCACAUGCAAACAAGCUACGACUUCGGAUUUUGUCGGGAAAGCAUCCGUACCACUCUUCUUCUUUUCUGGUAAUUUAUGUAACAAGGUUUUGAAAAACAAAUGCAAACGUUGCUACGGCAUUUCCGGAGACUGGCAACACACACAUCGGAAAAACAGCACUUUAAAAGUGGAUGUUUUUGGAAAAGGACAUCGUACUUAAAAAAGCAGGACUUGUCCGUUACCGUUCAAUGUUAGCAUACAUGAGUACGUCACAGCUGUAAAAUACAAAUUAUUUCGUAACAUGCUAGCAUGAAUUCGACGCUCCCGCACAUCUUCUUUAGCGUCGGUUAUGCAACACUGUUCUCCAAAAAAAGAUACGAACCAUUCUUACGGAAUUUCCCGAGCCUGAAAACACACUCGGCCCUCCUAAUUGAAUUGUUACCGAACAAUUUUGGCCUACGCUAGUACGUCACAGCUAUAACUUCUUUCGUAACAUGCUAGCAUGAAGUCAACUCUCCUGCACGUCUUUGGGGACUGUUUUCGAAAAAAACGAUACAAUGUCGUUUUGCACCGUUGUUACAUCAUUUUUAGAGAUCGAAAAUGCACACAUCGGAAAACGGGUCUUAAAAGUUUAUGGUUUUGUAAAGAACAUUGCAAUCAAAAACAGGAUUUGUCUGUAAACCACCACAUUUUUUUGUAACAUGCUAGCAUGAAUUCAACUCUCCUGCACGUUUUUCUUCGGGAGGUUGUUUAUUGUUUUCCGAAAAACCAAAUGAAAUUAAAUCAGUGCUGUACUGCUCAUUUGUUUGCGAAAUGAAAACUGAGUGGUUCGGAAAAUAACAUUGUUAUCAUUUCUGUUUCUAUGCUAAAAUGAUCGGAAAUGUGCAAACGUUGAGUUUGGGUUACAACUCCAACAGCUACUUUCGUAACGUGCUGCUAGCAUUGAAUCUUCUUUCCCAACUCCCAAAUUAAAAAGGUAACAAAUUGUUGUCGUUUCGGUCAUUUGUCUACGAACAACGGAAAACAAAAAGUGGAUAUUUUCAACGUGGCCAAGUUAUCACUCCGUAUUAUUGCUGAAAGUGGUCGUACAUUAAAUGUUAAGAGUUCGGUGAAGGUGAAUGUGAGUAACGUUACACCUGACACAAUAAAACAAUUUUCGUAACAUGCUGUCAGGAUGGAAUCUUCUUUCCGAACUCCCAAAUUCAAAAUGUAACAAAUCGUUGCCGUUUCGGUCAUUUGUCUACGAACAACGGAAGACAAAAAGUGGAUAUUUUCAACGUGGCUAAGUUAUCAUUCCGUAUAAUUGCUGAAAGUGUUCGUACGUUAAACGUUAAGAGUUUGGUGAAGGCGUACGUGAGUAACGUUACACCUGACACAAUAAAACAAUUUUCGUAACGUGCUGUCAGGAUGGAAUCUUCUUUCCGAACUCCCAAAUUCAAAAGGUAACAAAUCGUUGCCGUUUCGGUCAUUUGUCUACGAACAACGGAAGACAAAAAGUGGAUAUUUUCAACGUGGCUAAGUUAUCAUUCCGUAUAAUUGCUGAAAGUGUUCGUACGUUAAACGUUAAGAGUUUGGUGAAGGCGUACGUGAGUAACGUUACACCUGACACAAUAAAACAAUUUUCGUAACGUGCUGUCAGGAUGGAAUCUUCUUUCCGAACUCCCAAAUUCAAAAGGUAACAAAUCGUUGCCGUUUCGGUCAUUUGUCUACGAACAACGGAAAACAAAAAGUGGAUAUUUUCAACAUGGCUAAGUUAUCGCUCCAUAUUAUUAUCGAAAAGGGGUCGUACAUUAAACAUUUAGACUAUGGUGAAGGUGAAUGUGAGUAACGUUACACCUGACACGAUAAAACAGUUUUCGUAACGUGCUGCUAGCAUUGAAUCUUCUUUCCGAACUCCCAAAUUCAAAAGGUAACAAAUCGUUGCCGUUUCAGUCAUUCGUCUACGAACAACGGAAAACAAAAAGUGGAUAUUUUCAACGUGGCUAAGUUAUCACUCCGUAUAAUUGCUGAAAGUGGUCGUACGUUAAAUGUUAAGAGUUUGGUGAAGGCGUAUGUGAGUAACGUUACACCUGACACGAUAAAACAAUUUUCGUAGCGUGCUGCUAGCAUGGAAUCUUCUUUCCGAAUUCCCAAAUUCAAAAGGGAACAAACUAUCGCAGUUUCGCUCAUUUAUCUACGAACAACGGAAAACAUAAAGUGGAUAUUUUCAACGUGGCCAAGUUAUCACUCCGUAUUAUUGCCGAAAGUGGUCGUACAUUAAAUGUUAAGAGUUCGGUGAAGGGGAAUGUGAGUAACGUUACACCUGACACAAUAAAACAAUUUUCGCAACGUGCUGUCAGGAUGGAAUCUUCUUUCCGAACUCCCAAAUUCAAAAGGUAACAAAUUGUUGCCGUUUCGGUCAUUUGUCUACGAACAACCGAAAACAAAAAGUGGAUAUUUUCGACAUGGCUAAGUUAUCGCUCCAUAUCAUUACCGAAAAGGGGUCGUACAUUAAAUGUUAAGAGUUUGGGGAAGGUGAAUGUGAGUAACGUUACACCUGACACGAUAAAACAAUUUUCGUAACGUGCUGUUGGCAUGGAAUCUUUUUCCCGAACUCCCAAAUUCAAAAGUUAACAAAUUGUUGCCGUUUCGGUCAUUUGUCUACGAAUAACGGAAAACAAAAAAUGGAUAUUUUCAACAUGGCUAAGUUAUCGCUCCAUAUUAUUACCGAAAAGGGGUCGUACAUUAAAUGUAAAGAGUUUGGGGAAGGUGAAUGUGAGUAACGUUACACCUGACACGAUAAAACAGUUUUCGUAACGUGCUGCUAGCAUGGAAUCUUUUUUCCGAACCCCGAAAUUCAAAAGGUAACAAAUUGUUGCCGUUUCAGUCAUUUGUCUACGAACAACGGAAAACAAAAAGUGGAUAUUUUCAACGUGGCUAAGUUAUCAUUCCGUAUAAUUGCUGAAAGUGGUCGUACGUUAAACGUUAAGAGUUCGGUGAAGGCGUACGUGAGUAACGUUACAACUGACACAAUAAAACAAUUUUUCUAACAUGCUGUCAGGAUGGAAUCUUCUUUCCGAACUCCCAAAUUCAAAAGGUAACAAAUCGUUGCCGUUUCGGUCAUUUGUCUACGAACAACGGAAAACAAAAAGUGGAUAUUUUCAACAUGGCUAAGUUAUCGCUCCAUAUUAUCGAAAAGGGGCCGUACAUUAAACAUUUAGACUAUGGUGAAUGUGAGUAACGUUACACCUGACACGAUAAAACAGUUUUCGUAACGUGCUGCUAGCAUUGAAUCUUCUUUCCGAACUCCCAAAUUCAAAAGGUAACAAAUCGUUGCCGUUUCAGUCAUUUGUCUACGAACAACGGAAAACAAAAAGUGGAUAUUUUCAACGUGGCUAAGUUAUCACUCCGUAUAAUUGCUGAAAGUGGUCGUACGUUUAACGUUAAGAGUUCGGUGAAGGCGUACGUGAGUAACGUUACACCUGACACAAUAAAACAAUUUUUGUAACAUGCUGUUAGCGGAAAUUGUACUUUAGAGUGUUAUUUUGACAUUUUUUCGGCGCCUGGAAACAUGAAGAUUUAUUAAGGACAGAAAAAUAAAAAACGGAUCAUUUUUUUUACAUGCAAAAACUUGACAGCAAGGGAAGUUUUCAGACGUUCAAAAAGUGGUGUUAGCAUGAAUUGUUCUCCAAUGGGGUCAACUACAACUGCAACAUAUUUCUUGGAGCCCGGGAACAACACUUUUGUAAACAUAUCGUCAAGUUUACUUUUUAAAAAAACAAACCUGAUUGAAGGACAACACAAAAAUAUCGGCCCUUUAAAACUUCGUAGCCAACAUCUCCCCCUGCUGGCCUGGCAUGCCUAUUACAGUUUAGCCUCUACGUGAAACAUUUCCAUUUUUACCUGGUCCGUCGUGUAAAACGUCUUCUUAAAGAGACUGCUUAAUUAAAUUUUCAUGCUAAAGGCGCUUGUGGAAGUAUCAAAGCAAGAACCCCCUCUGGACCAAAAAUGGAGCUAGCUAAGAUCAAAGUGUGCAAUUCUCGUCACUUCACGACUUUUCUCAACAUGUUUUUACGUUUCAAAGCAGACAGAACUCUUUUGUUUUUAACGCAGAUCCAGUUAUUCAACUUGUAUGUAUCUUUUUUUUUGUUAUAUAGACAAUAGUUAUGUGUCCAUAAACAGUCCUUAUAUGGUAAAGAAGUAUUCUGCGUGGUGUGGUUGAGGUGAUGGCCACCAGGGGGAGCCCUUGUCCUCACCUUGCUCUUGUGAAAGACCCGACUGAUCGCACUUUGAUGUCCACGCUGUCGUUUGCACUCCGCAGGAGCUUUCUAGAAUGUGCUUUAUCUGCUAUUCCCGUCCCUCGCUUGGAGGACCAGAGCGACUCACUCAAUCCAGAAAUAUUUGGACAUGUUAUGAAUGUUAAGGACGCCCCCUAGUGUACGGCGGAAACACUUCAAGGUGCAUCACUUCCCACUUCCAUGUAUGUUGUGUCUCACUAUUAAUAAAGUGAUGCAGCUCCCCCACAA
Molecule: messenger RNA, 5834 nt
Organism: Nerophis ophidion (straightnose pipefish)
Lineage: Eukaryota; Metazoa; Chordata; Actinopteri; Syngnathiformes; Syngnathidae
Gene: slc48a1a
Product: solute carrier family 48 member 1a
Exons: 3
Coding region: 297-731 (144 amino acids)
Biological process (GO): heme transport
Cellular component (GO): lysosomal membrane; plasma membrane
Molecular function (GO): heme binding; heme transmembrane transporter activity
Source: RefSeq, a predicted model, not a curated record